Culex quinquefasciatus (southern house mosquito) is the source of this 3138-nucleotide messenger RNA. RefSeq lists its product as uncharacterized. The record is from RefSeq and is a predicted model, not a curated record. NCBI's taxonomy places the organism in Eukaryota, Metazoa, Arthropoda, Insecta, Diptera, Culicidae. Gene Ontology annotation, molecular function: zinc ion binding; nucleic acid binding. The transcript has a single exon. Bases 1 to 3138 code for a protein of 1045 amino acids.
AUGGCACCCCGGAAGUCCUUGUUAGGACCGACGCUGAAGGCGUUGACCGUUAAAUACCAAGAGUUACAAGCAGCGCUCAAUGACAUCUUCAAAUUUGCUGAUAAAGUUAAGGCGGAAACAACCGCUUCCCAGGUGAGUGUGCGCUUGGAAAGUCUCAACAAGCUGUGGGAUGUUUUGUGCACUACCUUGGUGGAAAUCAAAUCCCACAAAGACUACAACCCUGAGGAUGACCCUACCUACAAAAAGGACCGCGAAACGUUGACUGAAGGCUAUUACCGAGUAAAAUCCCUUCUACUGGACAAGCUGAAGGAACGACAGGAAGUUCCUUGUGAACCGACCCACAACGACACGAUUGUUGGGGGGACUGAUCACGCCCGUUUGCCUCAGAUCAAGCUUCCUAUGUUCAAGGGGAACAUCGACGAGUGGCUGAGUUUUCGUGACUUGUUCCUCUCACUCAUCCACUGGAAGUCUGACCUACCGGAUGUGGAAAAGUUCCACUACCUAAAGAAUUGUCUUGACGACAAGCCCAAGAGGAUCAUCAGUGGACUUUCAACCACGUCGGUCAACUGCAAGCUGGCAUGGGAUCGUUUGCAGAGGUACUACAACAACCACAAGGUUCUUAAGCAGCGACUGGUGCAAUCGUUGUUUACCCUUCCAACCCUCGCCGAGGAAUCUGCCACCGAUCUGCAUUCCCUCGUUGACGAGUUCGAGCGUGUUCUGAACACCCUCGAUCAGGUGGUCUCACCCGUUGACUACAAGGAUCUUCUGCUGGUUAAUUUACUCGUUACGCGUCUGGAUCCUGUUACGCGUCGCGCAUGGGAGGAAGUAUCUACGGCGAAAGAUUUGGUUAGAGAUUCGCUAGGUGAUUUUGCAGAUGAUUCAAGGGAGGAAUCUGCUAACGACACGACGAAGGACACGUUGAAGGACUUGUGCGAUUUCCUAAACCGACGCAUUCGAGUUUUGGAGAGUUUGCCACCGAAAACUGUGAACAAUCGGGCUGUUCAACACCAACAACAACAGUACGUUCCCAAAUCCAAGGCAAAAAAGGUUAGUCACAGUACGGUGCAACAUGCUGGCUACACGUGCGUGGCUUGUAAGGACAACCACUUACUCUACCAGUGUUCUGCAUUCCAACGGUUGGCGGUGUCGGAGAGGGACGCAUUACUCAAGACGCAUGCCCUCUGUCGCAACUGCUUCAGAACUGGUCACCAAGCCAAAAACUGCACGUCCAAGUACAGUUGCAGGAACUGCAAGGGUCGGCACCAUACUUUGGUAUGCUUUCAACAACAACCGGAAAGGGACAACGCGGUGACGGCACUCGCGGUUGCAGGAAGCAACAACCCUUCCAACUCCAAGGAAACCCAAGGUCCGACAACAUCACACGUGGCAAACAUGGCAGCCACGAACCCAUCCGUAUCAGGCGCAGCAACCCAAGCUGCAUCCCAAGUGCUGUUGGCUACAGCAGUGCUCAUUAUCGAGGACGAUGAUGGCAAUCGGUACCCUGCUCGCGCACUCCUCGACUCGGGGUCGGAGAGUAACUUCAUAUCAGAGCGACUGGCGCAGCUGAUGAAGGUCACGCGAGAAAAGGUGGACAUUUCCGUGCUAGGAAUCGGUCAAUCUGGCACAAAGGUUAAGCACAAGAUUCACGCAACGGUGCGGUCUCGGUUAUCCAACUUCGAGCGAGACAUGAACUUCUUGGUGCUCUCGAAGGUUACGGUCAAUCUGCCAACAACAAUAAUCGCAACAAAUGGAUGGUCGAUUCCGGACGGAAUUGAAUUGGCAGAUCCAGCAUUCUUCCAGUCCAAGAAGGUGGACAUCGUCCUUGGCAUUGAAUGCUUUUUCGAGUUCUUUGAAACCGGUCGAAGAAUUCCCCUGGGAGACAAUCUACCAGCGCUGAACGAGUCGGUGUUCGGCUGGGUGGUAUCCGGUGGUCUCUCGGUUCCAUGCAACUCCACGCAGGUGAAGUGCAACGUGUCAACCUCAGAGAAGAUGGAAACUCUGAUGGCACGGUUCUGGUCGGCUGAAGACGUCGGUUUGGACGACGCGUUCUCUCCCGCUGAAAGGCGCUGCGAAGAGAGCUUCCAACACACGGUUCAACGGUUAUCCGACGGUCGGUAUUCCGUUUCCAUGCCUAAGGUCGAAGGUGGAAUCUCCAGGUUGGGCGAAUCCAAGGAAAUUGCGUUGCGACGGCUGCACGCAACCGAGCGCAGACUGGCAAGGGACGCCAAUUGGCGGAAACAGUAUACAGAUUUCAUGGACGAAUAUCUGGAACUGGGUCACAUGUCCAAGGUCGAAGAAACAACUCCAACCCAGGUCAACCGGUGUUUUCUACCGCACCAUCCGGUGGUCAAGGAGGCCAGUACCACCACCAAAUGCAGAGUUGUUUUCGACGCUUCUUGUAAAACAUCUUCUGGAGUCGCACUGAACGAUGUGUUGCUGGCAGGGCCGGUAAUCCAAGAAGAUUUGCGCUCUAUCAUUCUGCGGAGUCGGAUCAAGCCGGUUAUGCUUGUGUCUGACGUAGAGAAGAUGUUCCGUCAGAUCAUGGUCCACCCAGAGGAACGGCCAUUGCAAUCCAUUCUGUGGCGUUUUCCUCCGGACGAGGAAGUUGGCAUCUACGAGCUGAAAACCGUCACUUACGGCACCAAGCCCGCUCCAUUUCUCGCAACCAGAACGCUAAAACAACUAGCGACGGAUGAUGGACCUCGAUUUCCGCUUGCUGCACGGGCAGUCAACCAAGACACCUACAUGGAUGACGUCAUCACCGGAGCUGAGGACGUGCAGUCAGCAAUCGAACUUCGGAAGCAGCUAGACGAGAUGAUGCUACGAGGCGGUUUCAAGCUUAGGAAAUGGGCAUCAAAUCGACAGGAAGUGCUAGCUGGGAUUGCUGAGGAAAACCUAGCGAUUAGCAUGGAGGAAAUCAACCUUGACACGGACCCUGGAGUGAAAACUCUUUGUCUCACAUGGAUGCCGAAAACGGACACGCUAAAGUUCCAGUUCAACAUUCCCGAUUUGGACAAGGUGCUGCUAGGACCGGUCAUCGUAACGGCCAAGAUUUUCAUGCAAUCUCUGUGGACGUUGCUGAACCCGAACGGAGAACGUUUGGAUUGGGAUGAGGCGGUACUUGAAAUGGUGGGGUAG